Messenger RNA from Rosa rugosa (rugosa rose), 642 nucleotides. Its product is annotated as gibberellin-regulated protein 6-like. Bases 108 to 434 code for a protein of 108 amino acids. The transcript is spliced from 4 exons. Lineage: Eukaryota; Viridiplantae; Streptophyta; Magnoliopsida; Rosales; Rosaceae. The record is from RefSeq and is a predicted model, not a curated record.
UACCAUCCCACUCUAAAUCUAACCCCUUCCACUCUCAGUCUCCAUCUUCCUCUAGUUUUGAGGUUUUGGUUUUCCCAUUUUAGGAGGGGUUAGGUUUGUCUGUAGCAAUGGCCACAGUCAAGUUUGUUGCUGCUUUGAUCUUGUCACUCCUUGCAAUCUCCAUGCUCCAAACCAUGGUUAUGGCAAACCAUGGCCAUGGAGGUCACCACAAAGGCAAUAAUCAAUAUGGACCAGGGAGUCUCAAGAGCUACCAAUGCCCAUCACAGUGCACAAGGAGGUGCAGCCAGACCCAAUACCACAAGCCCUGCAUGUUUUUCUGCCAGAAAUGCUGCAGCAAGUGCCUGUGUGUGCCUCCAGGGUAUUAUGGAAACAAGGCUGUGUGCCCUUGCUACAACAACUGGAAGACCAAGGAAGGAGGACCAAAAUGCCCUUGAAGCUUUUGAGCCCUCUUCCUUCUUAUCUAGUCUACUCUACUACUAACUAUAUAUAUGAUAUGUAUUCUCUUUGAGCUGGGUUUGUUUUUGUUGGUUAAAAGGGACUAGAUCAGAAAUCUCUGUGAUCUGGUCACUGAGAAAGAGUUUACCUAAAAUGUGGGUAUGGCUAUUAUUAAUCUAUAGUCACUGAUGCAAUUUCAGGCUUUUA